This is a messenger RNA of Chinchilla lanigera (long-tailed chinchilla), 784 nucleotides long. RefSeq names its product HOP homeobox (gene Hopx). NCBI's taxonomy places the organism in Eukaryota, Metazoa, Chordata, Mammalia, Rodentia, Chinchillidae. The record is from RefSeq and is a predicted model, not a curated record. Gene Ontology annotation, biological process: cell differentiation; regulation of transcription by RNA polymerase II. Gene Ontology annotation, molecular function: DNA binding. Gene Ontology annotation, cellular component: nucleus.
CAGAAAUGGUUUAAGCAGCGCCUGGCCCAGUGGCGGCGGUCGGAGGGGCUGCCUUCGGAGUGCAGAUCCGUCACGGACUGAGGACUGGGGCUCAGUGGGUGGCCCUGGCAGCCCUGCUCCUGGAGACCGCUGCCGCGCCGCUCCUCUCCUCUCCCCGUCCUCCCAGGCGUUCGAUUUCUCCGCGUAGUGUGUGUUCCAAGUUAGGUGUCCUGCUAGGUAACAGGCUGUUGUAUUUUCUUCAUGUGCAUAACUAGAAACAAUGGGAAACCAAGCACACGCUCUGUGUGGAGUGUCUGGCCACGCGCUGCAGAACGCAGCCUUUCUUUCCCUUUAGGUCACCACGACCGAUGGCGUGCAAACCAUCUUGGUCUGCUUUGGGCCACCACCUCCCCGGAGCUGUUUGCUUUCCACCCAUUUCAGAGCAAGCAGGGCCUCUGCUGAGAAGAUAAGGCGGGAAGAGGAGAACACUUCCUGUUGGCUACUUCCCCAAGUCCUUCUCCUACCCGAUGGGGUGAGAAUACAGAGGGGACCUGCGUCAUUCAAAGUGUGUACAGUGAGUCCUUGGCUUAUGGCUACAUCAACUUGGAAAGAACCCAGUUAGGCUAGAAAGAGAGGCGUGAACCAGCAGGAAAGCAAGUGACUAAGAAAAAAAAAAUCUGCAAACGUCUUAAACUUACCUUAUUUAAAUGUAUUUGUUAAAUUUAUUUUGCUAAAUAAAAUGAACUGCUUUUUGUCUCUAAAACGAUGUUCUAAAUAAAACCUUAGCUUUUUGUUGCAAAUGGCA